GAAGCAAAGCUGCAAAAGGGUGCAACAGAAUAUUCUGGGAAGUGGCUCCUGUUCUGUUUCUCAGCAUACUGGGAGAGUCUUCUAGCUACAAACCUGUUCUUCUUUUUUACUGAUCCAUGUACUCCUUAUCAACUCAUGUUUAUAUAUUGAUAGUUCUGCAAAUGUUUCAUGUGGUAUAUGCAGGUCUGUUUGAAAUCAUUCCACCCCCAAACCCUGUCAUUGGGUUUCUUGGAGAAGACAUAAUCCUGCCAUGCCAGCUAACAACUUCCAAUGUACCUGAAGGCACUGUCCACUGGACCUUUGACAGUUCCUCAGAAAAAAUUGAUGUCAUGUCCCAUGAUGGAAGAAAGAAGGUGGAAACGCAGGACAAGAGAUACCAAGGUCGAACAGAGCUCUUCCACUCUGAGCUUAGAAAAGGGAACAUGUCCUUGAAUUUGAAAAAUAGCCAGCUCUCUGACCAGGGACAAUACACUUGCAUGAUCAGCCUUGGAGACUGGUAUGACCUGGCAGUCAUUCAACUGAAUAUGAUAGCAAAAGGAGAAGAGCCCUCCAUUUCCUUGGAGCAUUAUGAGGGCAAUGGUAUUGGCCUCACUUGCAGCUCUAAGGGUUGGUAUCCAAAAUCUCAGACUGUCUGGCUGGACAGCAAAGGGAAAAAAAUCGAACUGAAAUCCCGAUACCACAACCACAGAGACCCCAGCUGGGACCUUUAG
This is a messenger RNA of Sphaerodactylus townsendi, 710 nucleotides long. RefSeq names its product butyrophilin subfamily 3 member A2-like. The transcript is spliced from 4 exons. Bases 117 to 710 code for a protein of 197 amino acids. The record is from RefSeq and is a predicted model, not a curated record. NCBI's taxonomy places the organism in Eukaryota, Metazoa, Chordata, Lepidosauria, Squamata, Sphaerodactylidae.